This is a messenger RNA of Cydia splendana, 4303 nucleotides long. Its product is annotated as unconventional myosin-XVIIIa-like. The transcript has 21 exons. Lineage: Eukaryota; Metazoa; Arthropoda; Insecta; Lepidoptera; Tortricidae. Bases 335 to 4303 code for a protein of 1322 amino acids. The record is from RefSeq and is a predicted model, not a curated record. Gene Ontology annotation, biological process: vesicle transport along actin filament; actin filament organization. Gene Ontology annotation, cellular component: vesicle; actin-based cell projection; actin cytoskeleton. Gene Ontology annotation, molecular function: microfilament motor activity; actin filament binding; ATP binding.
GGCCGUGUUGCCUGCAGUUCGUAUGCUAUGAUUAGUUUAUUUGUGCCUUGAAUAGGAUAGCCUGUGUUCGGGCGCAUUGUACAGAACGCGAUUAUUAUCGACAUCUGUCAAAUCUUCAAUUUUACGUGUUUUGUGAUAGAGAUGGUGGAUUCUUGAUUUACUUGCUGUGCCGGUGCAAAUUCACUCAGUGUUCAGUUAAACUAAGCUUUAUAAUGGUUGGAAUUUGUGAUUUUGUGUUUUGUGUAUAGCAGGCUCGUAGCCAAAGUGGCGUUUGUGGAUUGAGGAUCACACACUUGCUUAUUUGGAUUAAAAUUACUCUCAAAACCCGGUCGCCAUGUUCAACUUCAUGAAGAAGUCGACCGUCCUCGCCGGCGACACGGGGGGCUGCGAGGAGCGGGACGGGGAGAAAGAGAGACGGAAGAAGGAGAAGAAAGAGAGAAAAGAACGGGAGAAGCGGGAGAGGAUAGCGGCGGGGCUGGAGGAGCCGUUGAGGCUUGAGGAGGUCCGACGCUCACUCAAACUGCGAGGCAGACGCAAAGAAAAAGAGAAACUCCCCUCCGGCAUCACAGCUGACUACACCGCUUCAUUAUUCGCGCAUCUCGAGCAAGACUCCAAUUACUCUAACUAUCCGCUAAUACCCACCUCGGGAUCCAACUCCAAUCUCAGCGACGAAAAUAACCAUCUUUCUCCCGGAUACCCCACCACGCAUGUUUGGAAUAGAAAGGAAGGCGUUCUUCAGUCGGAUAGCUCGGAGACAUCGCUGAAUUCUCUAAACAACCCCAAUAAUGCUAAUAGUAGCCCGCGGCAGCCACAAGUACUACCUCCCAUUCCACCCAGACCACCAAAGCGUGGCAUACUUAAAGGGCCCCGACUUAGCAAUACUAGUUCCAAUUCCCAAGAAAGUAACAUACCAACUGUUGACACCGUCGAUUACAUCAACGGCCAAGAUUCCAAUGUACUAGCGCGUAACACGCAGCAAAACGAACUCAUUUCGUAUGGAAUACCGCCGUCUAAAAGCACCUCAUCCAGCGAUGAUAUGCAGCAAGUACAGAACUUUACUAAAAAGGUCAUCCACAGUCCAGUUGAAAAUCAGGUUAAGAAUAAUUACAAGAACGGUGGCAACCCAUCUAUCACCACUCAGGACAUGGAUGAGAUGCCAAAAACGAAUGGUAGCAGUUACUUAGGAGUGACAUCAACAUCUCCAAGCGCUGAUUCGUUGACUGACACAACUACUAAUUCAUCAUUCGCUACUCCGCCCUUUUCUACAUCUCCUGUGGGCGAAUCUCAGGGCUUCCAUAGAUGGUCACGAACAAGCAAUUUCGAAGACGUUUAUCUCCCUUUACCAUCCCUAAAACCGCUGCAGCUUCCCAAACCAAGAUUGCUGACAAUCCAAAGGCAGAAAGCUCCAAGAAAUGAUUUCGGCUUUAGUCUUCGUCGCGCAGUGGUACAAGAAAGAAUUUUUAGCGGCGAUUGUAACGGCCAUGAAGAGAACGGAUUGACCAAUGGUGAUAACAAAUGCAACGGUAACAUUACUAGUGCAGUUGCUAGCAAAGUUAUACAGAAAGCUGUGAUUCUCGCAGAGCCAGGGUCCUAUCCUGGGGCCAGUGAGUCGGGCUUACUGCCUGGUGAUAGACUCCUGGAAGUCAACGGGGUUAAUGUUGAAGGCAAGAGUCGAGAGGAAGUUAUAGACCUCAUCAAAAGCAGUCAAGAUUCUGUGACCAUUAAGGUGCAGCCGAUAGCCGAGCUCUCGGAGCUGUCGCGAAGAAAGGCGGUGGACGGCGGUGGCGACGUCGAGCUCUCGGACAGCAACGUCCGCGGCGGCACGCUCAGCCGCUCGGGCAGUCGCCGAUUCACCAGCACCCAGGCUAAGUCAGAAGAGCAGUUAGCAUGCGAGAAGGAAUGGCUGAAAGCUGGUCACAUGUGGCUCGCACACCGCGGCGGAUUCACUGCCGUGGUGCGAGAAGCAGACGCCGACGCGGGCCGUGCGAGAGUGAGGGUGCUGCAGACUGGGGAGGUGCUCGCCGUCGACGAAGAUGACUUGGAGAAGGCCAAUCCACCUCAGAUGGAGCGUUGCGAGGACAUAGCCUCACUCCGCUGCUUGAACGAGUGCGGCGCGCUCAACGUCCUACGGUCGCGGCAUGCCGCCGGGCUGCCUCACGCCCGCGCCGGCCACGCGCUCCUCGUCCUCGGACCGCCUAAACGCAGCUCCCCCAUCUAUACUGAGAAGGUAUCAGCGAUGUUCCGCGGCUGCCGCGCCGACGAUAUGCCGCCGCACAUAUUCGCGGCCGCGCAGUCCGCGCACCGCUGUAUGCUGGCUUCGAGACGCGACCGAGCCAUUGUCUUCACGGGGAGAUCCGGAUCAGGCAAAACACUAGCUAUGAGACAUUGCAUCUGGUACCUGGCAAGUGCGUACCCAGCCCAAGGGUCCAAGCUCACCCCGGAGCGACUGAGCGCCGCCAUGGAUGUACUGCAUAUGUUUGGAUCGUGUCGCACGGGCUCCAACCCGCAUGCGUCGCGCGUGGUGUCCCUGGUUUCCCUGGACUUCGAAGGUGGCGGCGCGCUAGUGUCGGCCUCCGUUCAGACCCUGCUGCCGGACCUUCGACCAGGACGGUCCCGGCUCACCGCAUUGCAUACACUAUUCCACGGCUGCGACGGCCGCCUCCGCCGCGAGCUGCACUUCGACCAAGCCCCCGUCAACGCUCCCAAUCCCUUCCUCACGUCGAGCGAGAAAGCCGAUGCACCAGCUGACUUCUCAGCUCUCAAGGAAACCUUCCAGUUACUGGGAGUUACUGAGCAGGAGCAGAUGGCUGUGUGGAAGAUACUGGCUGCUAUCUGCCAUCUCGGAUGGGCUGGGGUAAUUAAAGCGAACUCCGGUUCCGGUAUGAAGUACCAGUUCGGCAACGCGGGCCUCGCGGCGCGCGUGCUCGGCGUGACGGCGGAGGAGCUGACCCGCGCCGUGUUCGUCGCCACCGGCGCGUCCUCCCCGCAGCCCAACAACAACCUCAGGACUCCUUCGCCAUCAACUGAGAGAGAGAUUUCUGGCAGCGAGGCCCUCGACGCUUUCGUCACCGGCCUGUACAAUGAGACCUUCAAUAUCAUCGCUGCUCUUGUCAACAGGAGCAUCUCAACAUCAGCGCGGACGUCAGCAUCUCUGUUGCUUUUGGAUGCGCCCGGUGCCGACAACCCUAUGUCCUCUGGUCACCAGAGUGGUGCUCCACUCUCCAAACUACUCUCCAACUACCUACAGGAGCGUUUGCAAGCUGUCUUCCACGACGCCCUGUUGGUGGCGCCACGAGAGCGCUACGCACAGGAAGGCAUCACGCUAGACGACGGGGCUGAGGAAGAUUGGCUGUCAGAGACCGUGAACCCGGGACCGAUGGUGGAACUGCUUGACAAGUCUCCGCAGAACUCCAUCGUUCGCAGCUCGCAGGCCGACCUGCGCGAGUGCGAUCGACGCGGUCUUUUAUGGCUUUUGGACGAAGAAUCGAUGUAUCCCGGCUCAUCCGACGACACGUUCUUAGAGCGAGUGAUGACGCACUACGGGCCGCCGAACCAAACUCAAUAUCUAAUCAAGAAGGCGCCGCACGCACGACAGUUCGUUUUACAACACCUCCAGGGAACAAAUCCAGUCCUGUAUGACGUGACUGGGUGGGUAAAAGCGAGCAGGGAGAGCCCAGUGACAAAGAAAGCGCUUACUUUAUUGCAGGAAAGCCAAACCGAGGAGAUCGGGCGGCUGUCGAGCUGGGCGCGCGGCGCUUGCGGCGCGGGCGCGGGCGCGUGCGCGUGGGGCGCGGGCGCCGGCGACACCGCCACGCUGCGCCGCGCCUCCUCCAUCCGCCGCACGCUCACCGCUGGAACAGCGGGCAUGAAACGGCGCUCAACAGCGUUACAAGCCAAGUUCGUAGCGGACGGCAUUGUGGACACAUUGCGUCGCUGCGGCGCUGGCGGCGUGCAGUUCGUGUGCUGCCUGCUUACCGCUCAGCCUAAUGACCAAGCCGAUGAUGUCAAUGUGCCGCUGCUGCGCUCGCAGUUCCGUGGCUUCCAGCUUCUGGACGCGGCGCGCCUCUACAAGCAGGGCUUCCCCGAACACAUGCCGCUCUCCGAGUUCGCCAGGAGGUACCGACUGCUCGCAACAUCAGAAAGCGAGUCAGAAGAAGCGCCGCCGUCAUCACCCCUUUCGGAUCGUCAGGUCGUAGACGAUAUGCUGCUCGCGCUGGACCUCGACGUGACCAGCUACCGGCUCGGGCUCACUCAGGUCAGUGCAAUAUGUGCCUUAUUACACACCACACAAGGUCUAUCAUAG